AAGUAUGCUAACAAUAUGACAGACAAAACCUUUAGAUAUGAGAAAGUGGAAUUUCUUGGAGAAGGUCAAUUUGCAACAGUAUACAAGGCUAAAGAUACUGAAAAUGACAAUAGAAUUGUUGCUGUGAAGAAAAUUAAGCUGGGAAAUAGAAUUGAAGCAAAAGAUGGGAUUAAUAGAACUGCCUUGAGAGAGAUAAAGUUAUUGCAAGAACUACAUCAUGAAAAUAUCAUUGGGCUUUUGGAUGUAUUUGGACAAAAGUCGAACAUCAGUCUAGUGUUUGAUUUCAUGGAGACUGAUUUGGAAGUAAUAAUUAAGGACACAAGUAUUGUACUGACCCAGAGUCACAUUAAAGCUUACACGAUAAUGACAUUAAAAGGCCUGGAAUAUCUGCAUUCACAAUGGAUUUUGCACAGGGAUUUGAAGCCCAACAAUUUAUUGAUUGAUGCAGAAGGAAUUUUAAAAAUUGGUGAUUUUGGUUUGGCUAAAUCAUUUGGAAGUCCAAGCAGAGAAUAUACACAUCAAGUUGUUACGAGAUGGUACAGAUGUCCAGAGCUACUUUUUGGGGCUCGUUUGUAUGGUGUUGGUGUUGAUAUGUGGGCUGUUGGAUGCAUCCUAGCAGAACUUUUACUUAGAGUUCCGUUUCUACCUGGAGAUUCUGAUCUAGACCAACUAAGUAAAAUAUUUGAGACACUUGGAACACCAAAAGAAGUUGAGUGGCCAGGCAUGACAGCAUUGCCAGACUAUGUCAGUUUCAAAGAGUUUCCUGGUUUUCCAUUGAAAGAAUGUUUCACUGCGGCUUCUGAUGAAUUACUUCAAGUAAUAUCUGGUUUGCUGAGAUAUAAUCCUGGAACAAGAUCAACUGCUAAACAGACAUUGCAGAUGUCAUACUUUAGUUCUCCACCACAUCCCACUCCUGGUCAUAGACUUCCAUUACCAUCCUCUUGUCAAGUUCAAGCACAGUUAAAUAGUAAGGCUGGAACAAAGCGGAAAAGAGAUGAGAAAAUGGAUGCUGGCAUUGACAUUUAUAAAGUACAAUCUAAUAAAUUGGAGGAAACAAAGAGGGUUAGAGCAGGUGUACUAGCAAAAAGAUUGGUUUUUUGAAUCUUCAAUUUGACAUCAGCAUUGUGGCUGAUAUGAUAUGAUGUUUGAAGACCAACAAAAAUGUUUCUAAAUCGAGGAGUCUUGAGAGAGCAAUAGAUUGCAUUAAAAGUGUUUUAAUAUAUCACUGUGGAUGAGCUACUUCAAAUGGAAGCAGAAAAGUUCAUGAACUAUUUUUUUCUGUUGCUACUGCUGAUGAGUGAAAUUUGCAUUUUGAAAGAAUACACAUCUAGGCCUGAUAUAUUGUUGAUCAACUAUUUUCUGUCUUAUUAUUUUAUAUGCGUCUCAUUCGUGAUUUUGAAUUCAUUUCUGUGACGUUUUGACUCGACCGUUCUAAGAUCUCUAUAUAAUAUCGUUUA
Messenger RNA from Styela clava, 1457 nucleotides. RefSeq names its product cyclin-dependent kinase 7-like. Gene Ontology annotation, cellular component: transcription factor TFIIK complex; cytoplasm; transcription factor TFIIH holo complex. Gene Ontology annotation, biological process: positive regulation of transcription by RNA polymerase II; protein phosphorylation. NCBI's taxonomy places the organism in Eukaryota, Metazoa, Chordata, Ascidiacea, Stolidobranchia, Styelidae. The record is from RefSeq and is a predicted model, not a curated record. Gene Ontology annotation, molecular function: ATP binding; cyclin-dependent protein serine/threonine kinase activity; RNA polymerase II CTD heptapeptide repeat kinase activity.